This is a messenger RNA of Linum trigynum, 4265 nucleotides long. Lineage: Eukaryota; Viridiplantae; Streptophyta; Magnoliopsida; Malpighiales; Linaceae. The record is from the annotation of a GenBank genome assembly.
UUUCUUAAAAAGAUGAAAAAAAGUCAGAUCAAAUGAAAGGGUCAAUCUAGUCUUUUCAUGAUGAGGGGAGUGACGACAGAGAUGAAAUAAAAAAUGUUCUAGAAGUUCUUGUACUAGAGAGACUGACUAGAUGACUAAAACAGUAAGACUAGAUUCACCAACCAAGUGUUUUUCUUUUCAUAUUCACUUUCUAAAUAAUUUCAUCAAAUGUAAGUUUUAGUAAAAACAAGCAUACAUUUACACAUUAUUCUCAACUUUCAUUACAUAUCAUUAAUCACUCUAAAACUUACAAAUUAAUUAUAUCUAAAAUUUUAUCUCGCAAAAAAAUUUCACUAGCCAACUUUGUCCUUUAAGAAAAAAAUAUAUUCUUGAAGUUGCAUUCUUGAUAAUUAUUUCGCACAUUUCAUUCACAAUUUACUAUUAAACUCACUAUUCACCAUCUCAUUAAUUAUAUUUUUGAUAGUAACAAAUAAUUCAUUUUCCAUUAACUUUAUAAGAUCAUCUUUGUUUUUUUUUACCAUGUUUAUCAUGUAAAGAAAACGCAUACCAAAUCUUUUUAUAAGAUCAGAAGAUUCUAUCUUUCAUUUUGGAGUGGCAAAAAAUUUAACAAAUUAAGAAAUCAAACGCAUUCCCACUUCUCCUCGUAUCGUAGGAGUCUCCUAAAAUUUAACAGAUAAAGCUCAGUCUAGCGAUCCGUUUGACAAAUGGUAAUGGAAUAGAAGAAUCCCCCUUCCCUUCCUUCGCCGGCUUCCAUUUCUUCUACCCAUUUCUCUCUCCAUCCAUCCCUUGUUCGAACAGUCUUUCUCUUUCGUGCUGUUUACUCCCAUCAGUAAUGGCGACGCCGAAACCCCAGAGGUCCCCCGAAGAAAUUGAGGACAUAAUCCUCCGCAAAAUCCUUCUAGUCACGCUCGCUCCUCCUGCCCAUGGCGCCGAUCCAAGAAUCAAUUACUUGGAGAUGACCGCUGCCGAGAUCCUCAGCGAAGGUAAAGACUUGAGGCUUAAUCGCGAUGUCGUAGAAAGGGUACUAAUUGAUCGCUUGUCCGGCGAGUUCCCUGACGCCGAAGCUCCGUUUGCUUACCUACUCGGAUGUUAUCGCCGGGCUGUUGAUGAACUGAAGAAGGUCGCCAAUAUGAAGGAUAAAACCGUCAAAUCUCUGGUGGAGGCUUCUAUCAAGCAGGCUAAGAAGCUCUUUGUUAAUUAUGUUAGAAUUCAUUUGGGAAAUCCGGAGUUGUUUCCUUCGAGUUCACCAUCUCUCGCUGGUAAAUCCACUAUUUGCAGCCUCACGCCUUUGAUUUUUGGAGCGGUUGAUAGAAGUGGGUUUGGCGGUGGUGGAGGGAGUCAGCCACCGCCUCCUGGGUUUCUUGAUGAGUUGUUUUCAGAGGCUGAUUUUGAUAGCUUGGACCCUAUAUUCAAAGGGCUUUAUGAGGAUUUGAGAGGUCAUGUCAUAAAGUUAUCAGCUUUGGGGAACUUUCAGCAGCCAUUGGCUGCACUGUUGUAUUUAGUUAAGUUGCCGGCUGGAGCUAAGUCGCUAGUGAAUCAUCCUUGGUGGAUUCCAAAAGGGGCUUACUUGAAUGGAAGAGUGAUUGAAAUGACUAGUAUACUUGGACCCUUUUUCCAUGUCAGUGCGUUGCCUGAUCAUACCAUAUUCAAGAGCGAGCCUGAUGUUGGACAGCAUUGCUUCUCGGAAGCAUCAACUCGUAGGCCUGCUGACUUAUUGUCUUCAUUUACUACUAUCAAGACAGUUAUGAAUAACUUAUAUGAGGGUCUCUCCGAAGUUCUUCUUACUCUACUUAAGCAUGCCGACAUUCGUGAGCAUGUCUUGCAGUAUCUCGCAGAGGUGAUCAACAGAAAUGCCUCCAGAGCACAUAUCCAGGUUGAUCCCAUAUCUUGUGCAAGCUCGGGCAUGUUUGUCAGUCUCAGCGCUGUUAUGCUUCGACUCUGUGAACCCUUUUUAGAUCCACAUUGCUCAAAGAUUGAUAAAAUUGAUCCAGGAUAUGUGUUCUACUGUAACCGAUUGGACUUAAGAGGGUUAACAGCCUUACAUGCAUCAUCAGAAGAAGUUGCUGAGUGGAUUAAAAAUGAUAGUUCUGGGAAAGCUGAUAUAAAUUCUGGAUCUGAUGAUAUAGAAAACCGUGUGGUCCAAUCACAGGGAGCCAGUAGUUCUGGUUCCAAGCCUGCAUCAACUGGUGGUAAGGCUUCAUACGCAUUUAUAAGUGAAUGCUUCUUUAUGACGGCAAGGGUGCUCAACUUGGGCAUGCUAAAAGCAUUUUCCGACUUUAAGCACUUGGUUCAGGACAUUUCAAGAUCUGAGGACACUCUAUCGACAUUAAAAGCAUUGCAAGAACAGUCACCUUCACCGCAAAUGCAAAUGGAUAUUGCUCGCCUCGAGAAGGAAUUAGAAUUAUAUUCUCAGGAAAAACUUUGCUAUGAGGCACAAUUACUGAGGGACCCUACUCUUAUUAAGCAAGGGCUCUCGUUCUACCGAUUGAUGGUGGUUUGGUUGGUCAGCCUGGUUGGUGGAUUUAAAAUGCCUCUUUCAUCUACUUGCCCCAUGGAAUUUUCAUCGAUGCCUGAGCAUUUUGCGGAAGAUGCGAUGGAGUUACUUAUAUUUGCUUCUCGAGUCCCAAAAGCUUUAGAUGGAGUCAUUCUGGAUGAUUUUAUGAACUUCAUAAUCAUGUUUAUGGGAAGUCCAACACACAUUAGGAACCCAUAUCUCAGAGCAAAGAUGGUUGAAGUGUUGAACUGCUGGAUGCCCCGUGGGAGUGGUUCAUCUGCUACAACUAGUCUGUUUGAGGGACACCAAUUAGCUCUCAAGUAUCUCGUGAGGAAUCUAUUGAAGCUUUAUGUUGACAUUGAAUUCACUGGUUCGCACACUCAGUUCUAUGACAAGUUCAAUAUCCGACAUAAUAUUGCUGAGCUCCUAGAGUAUCUGUGGCAGGUCCCUAGUCAUCGUAACGCCUGGAGACAGAUAGCAAAGGAAGAGGAAAAGGGAGUUUACUUGAAUUUCUUGAACUUCUUGAUCAACGAUAGUAUAUAUCUUUUGGAUGAAAGUCUGAACAAGAUUCUUGAACUGAAAGAACUGGAAGCUGAAAUGUCGAACACGGUGGAAUGGGAACGGAGACCAGCUCAGGAGAGGCAGGAAAGAGCCCGGCUAUUUCACUCCCAAGAGAAUAUCAUCCGGAUUGAUAUGAAGCUGGCAAACGAGGAUGUGAGUAUGCUGGCCUUCACAUCUGAGCAGAUAACAGUACCUUUCUUACUCCCUGAGAUGGUGGAACGAGUGGCCAGCAUGCUGAAUUACUUCUUAUUACAACUUGUGGGUCCACAGAGGAAAUCUCUUACUCUGAAAGACCCUGAGAAGUAUGAAUUUCGUCCAAAACAGCUCCUGAAGCAGAUUGUCCAAAUAUACGUUCAUCUAGCUAGAGGUGAUAAAGAAAACAUAUUCCCAACUGCCAUUUCAAAGGAUGGAAGGUCAUACAAUGAACAGUUAUUUAGUGCUGCUGCUGAUGUUCUUCGAAGAAUUGGUGAAGAUGGGAGAAUCAUACAUGAGUUUGUUGAACUUGGUGCAAAAGCAAAAGUUGCUGCCAUCGAGGAAAUGGAUAGUGAAGCUGCUCUUGGGGAGGUACCGGACGAGUUCCUUGACCCCAUCCAGUACACACUGAUGAAAGACCCAGUUAUACUACCUUCUUCAAGAAUUACCGUGGACAGGCCUGUCAUCCAAAGACAUCUCCUUAGCGACAGCACGGACCCCUUCAACCGUUCGCAUCUUACAUCUGAUAUGCUGAUACCGGACGUGGAGUUGAAGGCAAGAAUCGAAGAGUUCAUCAGAUCUCAACACCUUAAGCGGCAUAGUAGCGACGACUUCAGCAUGCAGAGCAGCAAAGCAUCCAUGCAAACCACUGCCGGGGACAUGUUGAUUGAUUGAUUGAUAGGAACUAGGAAGGAAGGACAAUUCGUUCAGGGUAAACUUCUAUUGAAUGCUUCAAAAUCAGGAUUUUCUCCUUCACUUUUGUAACUAUAAAUCUUCCAAGUUCCUCAAUCCCAUUGCACAUAAGUUUAUUGAGGCCUCUUGUAGAAGUUUGCCUACCAUUACAUUACAUUUAUGUCAUGUUCACUUCCCAUUUCGUUUUCUGUUUUUUUGUUUAAAAAAUAAAAAUCAAGAAACAAAUGACAAAAAACGUGUUCACCUGCCAUUUCGUUUUCGUUUAAAAAAAUCAUUUGUUACGAAUGAUAAAGCUUUGGGAAAACAAUAAAUACUUGUUUUCUGA